AUGCUCACCCUCGAGCUCGGCGUGGCGUUCGUGAUUACUCACGUGCAGGUGAACGACAUCCUCACGAUAGUGCAGGUUAACAUCCUCACGGUGGUGUUCGUCCUCCCCCACGUGCAGGUUAACAUCCUCACGGUGGUUUUCGUCCUCCCCCACGUGCAGGAAUCUCCCUGUUUGAGGGAGCACCGAUCGCCGAGAUUUCUCGCUGCGGCGCUGCCUGAGCGCCUGAGCACCGCAGCCUGCUCUGCGACCGAGUCGACCAGGCGGCGCGCCCCUAGCGGCAUGGCCAGCGCAGACCGCCUCUUCAAGCCAUGGCCUGGCCUUCAACAAGACAUCGACCUAGAUGGCCCUUUUGAAACCCACUUGUGGAACUGCGCGCACUGCAAUUGCAAGCUCGUCGCACGCACGGGCAUGGCCUCGCGCCCAGGCGCGACUUGCAUCCUCCGCGACUUGCACGGCACGGAGGAGAUCUCCGUCCGACAGUGGAGGUGCCAGGGCAGGAACUGCAUGCUCACCUACGGCGCAAAAUUCGCGUGGAUCGACGGCCAGAAGGUCAACACCGCUUCGCUGAACGAUUUCGAGAAGAUCGGCGUCGUGUUUGUAAGCACCAAGCGAGCCUUCACCCUUCGGUACCUGAGGUACCACGAGAAGGCCAUGUUCAGGAUGUGCACCUCGGCAACGGGCACCGACUGGGUGAUGCAGGAGACGUUCGCCGACAAGUCCCAGCGCGCCUACGGCGGGGAGUUCUUGCACGACUACAGGAAGCUGCACUUGGAGGGCAUCUUAUAUCUGCUCGCAGUGCAAGUGAUGGAACCGGUCGGGAAGCAUUUGAACAUCGUGCUCGGCGAGGAAAUUAGCGCCGCCGCGCUCAAGAAGUUUGACGCGUACCUGCACGACUGCGUCUUCCCAGAUCCCAGGCCCAACAAGGUGUCCCUGCUCAUUGAGGACGGGCACGAGAAGGUUGCCAUGAAGUGCCCCGAGCCCGUUGCAGGGAGGCCAUCCGCCGUCACGAAGAGGCCCGCCGCCAUGAAGAGACGCUCGAUGAAGAGGAGCGUGGACAAGAAGCCGCCCGCCAUGAAAGCGACGAUGCAUCGCAACUACGGGUGGUACAUGGUCGUCACGCCGCAGGGGCGGGUCGUCACCGCCAUCGAGCAGGCGGUGCCCGAGGGCAACGGCGUCGCUGCCGCGGCGCUCGGGAGGGCCAUUGUCAACCACCCAAAGGUCGACACCUAUGCAUAUGACCGAUGCUGCUCGUUCUACCAGUCUGCCAUGAAGAUCGUCGCGCUCAAGCCAAUCAAAUAUUGGACCGUGGACUGGAUGCACGCCAAGCGGCACUCGGACACUUGCCCGUGCAAUCCGUACCACAUCCUCAGGCUGAAGCUCAGGCUGAAGGGCGUGAACACGCAGGCGGCAGAGCAGACCUUCAGCUGGUUCAAGGGGUACUCGCGCAUCCUGAACGAGAUGUCGCCUCUGCGGCAUCAAUUCAUGGUUUUGUACUUUUGCAAGCUCCUCAACCAGUACAUUGCCGAGCGCCGAGCGGACUACCUUCCACCGAUGGCGGCCGUCGUGUCCAGCGGCAUGAGGGUCGGCCACUACGGGUGCUAG
Messenger RNA from Prorocentrum cordatum, 1602 nucleotides. Lineage: Eukaryota; Dinophyceae; Prorocentrales; Prorocentraceae. The record is from the annotation of a GenBank genome assembly.